This is a messenger RNA of Fusarium venenatum, 1269 nucleotides long. Lineage: Eukaryota; Fungi; Ascomycota; Sordariomycetes; Hypocreales; Nectriaceae. The record is from RefSeq and is a predicted model, not a curated record.
AUGGCUUGUCAGGGUGUUCUGGUAUUGCUGUGGGGCCAGGCUUCUCGUACGAUAAUUGACCAAAUCACUCCAUCAUGUCUUCUUGAACAAAAGAGGGUUUCACGAUCAUUUGAGCCUCGCAAUGAAUCUGUGAUUUCUGAUCUUUUGGGCUCGUGGCAGACUUCUGUUCAGUAUCUUGGCAAAGAGGAAUAUUAUCCUGACUUUCUCGCCUAUUUCCAAAAGCAGAUUGAUGACCAUGGGUACAAGUGGGUGGUAAAGGAAUACCUACUCAAGGGUAACGCUUCUGCGAAUGACUUACUGCUCCGUUUUUAUGCCGGAGUCUUGCAUUCCUUGAUCCAACUGAUGUACGGUUUGGAAUGGGAGCAACCUGCCACUGUGGCUGAGGCUUUAGCACAAACUUGCGUCCACAAUGUUGAAGGCCUAGAUGCUUUGCUGUUGGCUAGCGAGGUUGGUGCCAAGGCCAUUCGACCUGCGUCUUCCAUGCUAGCCCUGUUGGAUAUCUACAAACAAAUCCACUUUGAUUCAAGAUUGGAUAGUAUUGUACGUUACCUUGAUGAGAGUAAGAUUGAAGAUGGAAUCUUGAAGAGGGCCCGAGAGGCUAUGGUCUCGCUCCUCCAGCAGGUCCAUGUCGAGGAUGCGGAAUUGGAAGAACGUACUGCUGAGAUGUUCCAAGCAAUCGUUGUUGUUGCAUCAAGCGCUGCUAUCAACCCACCUCAUCAUGUCAAAUAUGAUUUCUUUCUCAUGCAUCAUGUGAACUCUGCGGUCAUGUACCUGAAAGGCAUGCAGCAGGAAUGGAUGACUAGACAAGACAAGCGACGGCUGUUGGAGUGGAAAAUUCGAAUGGAUCUGAUACAAUAUGUUGCGCGUGGACGUCCCUCAAUCUCGGUCAAAGCCAUUGCCUCCUACGAACCCAAAAUUCCAUCGACGUCUUCUGUUCGUGGUAAGGUCUUGCAGAUGUCACUUGAUGAUGACGGACAUGGAAUCAAGCAGGCGAGGGCCACUGGUCUAUGUCAUGAGGUUAUGAAGAAUUGGGAGGAUAAGCCAUGGGCUGUUCUGAAAGGGAACACAAUUUGGGAACGGAUCCAGCACAUGGUUGUCGACGCUUUAGAAAUCACUGGACCGUUGUACUUGGCCUUCAGGCUUUCAGCUGACUUAUUCAUAAAGGGAAUUCCACUGUCUGACAUACCACGUCAGUCCGACGCAGACCUUCGAACUCUCCAGACUGGAAGUGGCGAUUCAGCGGUGCCCAAGGAUGUUAAUGAUAACUAA